Limulus polyphemus (Atlantic horseshoe crab) is the source of this 1170-nucleotide messenger RNA. RefSeq names its product atrial natriuretic peptide receptor 1-like. Gene Ontology annotation, cellular component: membrane. The transcript is spliced from 6 exons. The record is from RefSeq and is a predicted model, not a curated record. Bases 1 to 1170 code for a protein of 389 amino acids. Lineage: Eukaryota; Metazoa; Arthropoda; Merostomata; Xiphosura; Limulidae. Gene Ontology annotation, molecular function: signaling receptor activity; peptide hormone binding.
AUGUUUCUCAACCGUUCAGUAACAGAUACGUCGUCAGGCUUCGACUUCAAAGUUUUUAAACCAGCUACUGAAAUCGCUGUGGAAAAAGUUCAGAAAAUGUAUCCCCACAUUAAAUUCACCACCCGCUAUGUGGGAGGAUAUAGCGGUUGUUCAGGACGGGAAGCUAUUCCAGCUGCGGCAAUUGCUGCAAAAGAAGUACUCGAGCAUGGUACAAGAGCAUUCAUGGGUCCAGUCUGUACCUUUCCACUUUUAACAGUUGGAAGAAUGGCAUCGUAUUGGAACAUUCCUAUAUGCACUGCUGGCGGUUCUGGUGGAGAUCUUGGCGAUAAAACAAUAUUUUCUACAUUAAUUCGAGUUGGGUAUAACGUUGAAACAGUUGCCGUUGCCACGUUCAAGUUACUACAGCAUUUUCUAUGGUAUCACGUGUGUCUGAUGUCAGAUGUCAGUACUGAUAUUGAAAUAUACUACAGAGAAGCACUGCAGAUUGAGAUUUUUCAAAGGAAAAAUGAGUUCACAUCAAAAGUGGAAUUAUUUGAUUCAAGAUCUCCAGAUUUCAACAUCGCUAAACAUUUGAAAGGGUGUAGUCAAGUUGCACGUGUGUUUAUACUGAUGACGUCAUACGCCGUGGUUGCUCACAUUCUCACCACUGCUUAUCAUCUUGGAAUGGGUAAGGGAGAGUACGUCUUCUUGACUAGAGAAUUAGUGAGCCUCGAUAUCCAGUUGGGAGACUUGCAAGAAAACUAUGAUGUCAAUCCAGUUUCUCAGAUUCUUCAUUCUCUCCUGGUCGUCUCAGUCCAGGAGCCUGAGGAGAAUGAGUAUAGCAAAUUUACACAAGAAGUUCUGAAACGUUCUAAAGAGGAAUUCAAUAUCUCGUAUAACAGUAAAGCGGUUAAUAUGUUUGUGAGCGCUACCCAUGACUGUGUUCUGCUCUACGCAUCGGGUUUGAAUAAAACUAUAGCUGAAGGGGAAAAUCCAAUUAACGGAAGAGCUAUCGCGCAGAGAGUUUUUGAUUCUGUUACUGAAGGUACAUCUGGAGACCUGUACAUAAACAUCAACGGUGAUCGGGAACCCAACAUGGUAUUAAAAGAUGUUAACAAGGAAACUGGAGUGUUUGAUUUCAAACGUGGUCGAUGGACACAUUACUGUAGCAAUAAUAUUUAUGUCCGCUGA